Molecule: messenger RNA, 1014 nt
Organism: Tripterygium wilfordii
Lineage: Eukaryota; Viridiplantae; Streptophyta; Magnoliopsida; Celastrales; Celastraceae
Product: homeobox-leucine zipper protein ATHB-52-like
Exons: 1
Coding region: 28-609 (193 amino acids)
Biological process (GO): positive regulation of DNA-templated transcription
Cellular component (GO): nucleus
Molecular function (GO): sequence-specific DNA binding; DNA-binding transcription factor activity, RNA polymerase II-specific
Source: RefSeq, a predicted model, not a curated record
CUCAUUCCAACUCUCCUUCCAUCAGACAUGGAUUUCUUCCUCACUCAAAACCAAAGCAAAACCCAAAAGCACCACAACUACACACCCAAUUACACCAAAAACAUGGCCAAAAAGAGGCUAACAAGAGAUCAAGUGAGGCUCCUUGAGAGAAGUUUCACAACAAACAAGAAACUAGAGCCAGAACUCAAGCUCCAACUAUCAACCCAACUUGGUGUCCCACCAAGACAAGUAGCAAUUUGGUACCAAAACAAGAGAGCUAGAUGGAAGACACAAAGCUUGGAGAUUGACUACAACACACUCCAAGUCAAGCUUCAACAUGCAUUGCUUGAGAAAAGUAAGUUAGAGAGACAAGUCAUGGAGCUUCAAGGAGAGCUAAGAAGAGCUCAAGAGAUGAUGCAUCAAUUUGGCUUUACUUACCAAAAAGUAGAUCAUCCUCAAGCACCUCCUCCUCCUCCUCCUCCUCAUGACGUUUCUUGUAAUAAUUCUAGUGAUGAGGGAGGUGGGUCUAGCUUGAAUAAUGAUCAAGAUGUUAAUGGUGGGGAAGUUUUGCAAAUGGAGGACCUCUAUGCUUUCUUGAUUGGUGGAGGUGGUGGGUCAAUAUGGACCUAAUUAAAUUAAGUGUAAUGUUUUGUGACCCAAAAAGAAAAUGGCUUUCAUGACUAAAUUGCUUAUUGUGAAAAAUAAUAGCUUAUAUACUUUGCAAAACUAUUUAUUUUGUCUCUCAUUUUAUUCACCGUUCAUUUUUUUUUCAGAGAAAAGGAAUGCAAAAUAAAUGAGAGGCAAAUUGAAUAAUUUUUGCAUUUAUUGGGAUUAAAUAUAGAAAAUGUAGGUGGGUUUGACUUUUUAUUAAUUGAUGGUGCAUGUCUCAAAUAUAAUAAUGUAAUUUUUUUUAGGGGAAUGGUGACACUUAAAAUUUUCUUUGUAGCUAUUAAUUAGUUGGCGAUGUGUUUAGUUGCAUGAUUAGGAGUAAAGUCUAACUUGUUUUUGUACAAUAUUGCUUGAUAAUAAUGUAUU